This is a messenger RNA of Melitaea cinxia (Glanville fritillary), 2061 nucleotides long. Its product is annotated as mediator of RNA polymerase II transcription subunit 15. Lineage: Eukaryota; Metazoa; Arthropoda; Insecta; Lepidoptera; Nymphalidae. The transcript is spliced from 10 exons. Gene Ontology annotation, cellular component: nucleus. Gene Ontology annotation, biological process: regulation of transcription by RNA polymerase II. The record is from RefSeq and is a predicted model, not a curated record. Gene Ontology annotation, molecular function: RNA polymerase II cis-regulatory region sequence-specific DNA binding; DNA-binding transcription factor activity, RNA polymerase II-specific; zinc ion binding.
AUGGACAACUCCUGCCUCCUCGACCUCCUCAUCAGGUGCUUCGCGAUGACCGAGCCCGAGGACCUCAACUUCACCGCGUUCACCGACCUCUGUCGCCUGUGCUCGCUAAAGAGCGGGCCUCGCCUUCACAUAUUCGACAAGGAGUCGGAGCAGCGGCAGAUUCUAUUCAAACUACGGACCUGCCUGCCCACUAUGCAGAUAUCGAAAGACGAUUUCCUGCCGAAGAAGAUCUGCGAGCGGUGUGUGACGAGGCUGGAACAACUCUACGAAUGGCGCCAGAGCUGCCUCAACACAGACUCGGUGCUGCGGAACUACGCUGAAUCUAUGAGGAUUGUCACUUCUACUAUUAACUUUCAGGAUGGUACGGUCAACAUGGAUAAGAUGACAGAAGCACAGAAAACGGCAUAUUUAGAAGCACACGUAGCGGUACAACAACAUAUGGCUCAAGCUGCAGCUGCUGCUAGACGUGAACAACAACAGCAGCAGCAACAACAACAGCAGCAACAACAGCAGCAACAACAACAACAGCAACAACAGCAGCAACAGCAGCAGCAACAACAACAACAGCAGCAGCAGCAGCAGCAACAACAACAACAGCAACAGCAACAACAGCAGCAGCAACAACAGCAACAACACCAGCAACACCAACAACAACAACAGCAAUCUAAUACUUCUACUAAUAACUCUAGACAUCAUCAAGAAAUGCAAGUAAGUGGACAAAGCAACACUCAUCCUGGUCAUCCAUCGCCGCCAACGGUUAGUUCGACUCAACAUCACUAUGCAACCAUUAACUCUCCUAUAAAGGUUCCUCAAGUAAGCUCUAGUACUGGUGGACCAGAUUCCACUUUCACAGUUCCGGAUGAUGUAGGAAUGGGAUUUGAAGGAGGGGUGCGAGUCCUACAAAGCCUUGGAAAUUGGUCACCUGAAGUAACAAAUAAUAUUCCAAGACCAAAUUUGAUACCUUUCACGGAACCGUAUGCUGAGGGUGGUUCAAUGCAUCCCGGAACUCGUCUAAAAGCACUACAGGGUACAGCUGUUAGAAAACAUCCAGCUAUUAAGCCUACUAGUUCUACUAAUGAUGGAAAUAAAGCAUUUGAGUGCACUGUUUGCGGAAAAGGUUUAGCGCGUAAAGACAAAUUAACUAUACAUAUGAGGAUACAUACCGGUGAAAAACCAUACGUUUGUGAAGUUUGCAAUAAAGCUUUUGCCAGAAGAGAUAAACUAGUUCUGCAUAUGAAUAAGUUAAAACACAUAACACCUUCAAAUAUAGCGCCUUUGGGUAAACGGACUAUAACUAUACCUCGUACGAAUUACUAAAUUGAGAUUGUCGAUCUUACAGCUCUUAAAUUGGAUGACGUAAAACCUAAACAAGAAGAUACAAAGCCUAGUCAAGCAGAAAUCGCAGCUGUAGCUCAACAACAACAGCAACAACAACAACAGCAGCAGCAGCAACAGCAACAACAUUCCCAUCAGCAGCCGAUUCAGGUCUGCCAGGUACCUGGACACAACUUUACGAAUUCAAAUCUAGUUCACACGAGUGCUGCGACAGCUGCAGUAGCGGCCGCGACCGCUGGCAUGGUUGUGUCGUGGUCGUGCGAGCUGUGCGGACGACUGUUCGCAACGAGAGAUGAAUGGAGUGCACAUGCCAAGUCUCAUUUACCCGACAAUAAACUGCUCCAAGAUAAAAUGCAACAGGCUUCACAACACCAGCAACAAGAAAAGGUUCAUCUAACAAAUCAAGAAAAACUUCAAUUACUACACCAUCACAACCAGAAUCAGCAAAUUUUGAAUGGGCACGGAAUAGCAACGGCAUCUGUGUCUGCAGCCACCGUUGUGAACGAAGGAGGAGGGGCGUACUUUACACACGGACACACACACUACGCACCGGAGAGGCAGCACUCACAGGCACAUCACCUCUGUCUCAUGUGCCGUCAGGAGUUCGCUGGUAAAGCGGAGUUCAUGUUCCACGUUAGAGGGCAUUUUGAAGGUAAAGUGAGUGAUAUAGCAGCCGCGGACGUGUUAGCACGUUCACUCGUCGACAACUCUGGCCUGUGUACCUGA